Molecule: messenger RNA, 876 nt
Organism: Drosophila santomea
Lineage: Eukaryota; Metazoa; Arthropoda; Insecta; Diptera; Drosophilidae
Exons: 3
Coding region: 51-875 (274 amino acids)
Source: RefSeq, a predicted model, not a curated record
CGGCUGAUCAGCUGCAGCGUGUUUACGUUUAUUUGUUGUUUUCUGUGAAAAUGUUUUCAAAAAGAACUCGAGGAAAGAACUUCACCGAGCAAGAAGAACAUGCUCUGCUCGAUCUCGUGCUUCUGAACAAGGAUAUUCUGCAGGACAAGACGAAGGAUGCCGCUACUUGGCGACGAAAGGCCGAAACGUGGGAGCGGCUGACCAUGGAAUUUCAGGCACAAACGGGAACGGAUAGAUCGUGCGCUGCACUUCGCGAAAAGUACGAUAAUAUGAAAAAAAACUUGCGGAAUAAGUACAGAGGAGUUAAGCAUUUUAAAAGGCAGGCAGAGCACCAUUCCGCUGUUAGUUCCUGGUACCAGAGUUCUACGACGUCGCAGGACAAUGCCGAUCACACAGGAAUCACCGGCAGUCCACUGGAAAACCAGUUUGAUAGUGACGGAAAUUCCCAAUUACUGAGUGCAGCCAAAGAAGAAAAUUCUUCAAUCAGCUUACAAAACUCAGAUAACUCCCAAUUACUGCAAUUUUUUAAGGAAAACAUUGAUGAUAUCGAGGAAAUCGAAUCCGUGGAUUAUUCCCAAAGAUGGAAGAGGAGAAUAUUGGAAACUUGCAGCUCCCCUGAACAGCCGAUGGUCAAAACAUCAACUCGCGUUGAGGAGGAGCAGGUGGAAUUGUUUAGGUUACAGCAGCAAUAUUAUAAAGAUCAGAAUGUAAGAGCCGCUGAGAAGCACAAAUAUGAAGUGGAGAGGGAACUAAUAGAACUACAAACGGCUCGAAUAAAAAACCAGUUAAUUGAAAUGGAAAUUGAAUUGAAGCGCGAAGAAUUGGCUAAACUGAGGCAAAGGUCUUUAACAGAAACAAAUUUUACAAAUGGUUGAU